This is a messenger RNA of Trichosurus vulpecula (common brushtail), 4133 nucleotides long. Its product is annotated as zinc finger protein 501-like. The coding region runs from base 382 to 1932 and encodes 516 amino acids. Gene Ontology annotation, biological process: regulation of DNA-templated transcription. Lineage: Eukaryota; Metazoa; Chordata; Mammalia; Diprotodontia; Phalangeridae. The record is from RefSeq and is a predicted model, not a curated record. The transcript is spliced from 6 exons.
AUUCCAUUGGGAUGUCAUAUGAAUUACAACUGGAAAGUUUUAACGAAGCUAGUUUGUAAAGGGCCUCUAAUCCAGUGUUAAGUCCUCCAGAGAUUCUACAAGUGUACAGCCCUGGGCACCAGAAGGAGGGUUCCCUACCGAGAUCUCAGCACCAAAGUGAAGUGACGUUGCCUCUGAGCUCUCACACCCUGGGGACCUGCAAUACAUCCCAAGUGGAGAGACUGCUGACUUGAAAUUUUUGCCAAAGUGUCAGAGCAUAACCUAGAAGAAAGUGCGUGUGGCUAUUGCCAGAACAAUUUCUGACCUUCCCACCAGGACUGAAGUGACAUUGGAAUAUUGAGAACACAUUGAGGAGUGGAUGACUUCGAAGGAUUGAUCUAGAUGCUUGGGGAGAAAGCUCUGUCUUCUCAAGACUUUGCCCUUCCCCAACAAGAGAGUAUUGAGCAAGAGAGGAUGAACUCUGCACUUCCUACAGCCAGAUCCCAGGAAUCAUUGUCCUUCAAGGAUGUGGCUGUGGACUUCACCCAGGAAGAAUGGGGGCAACUGGACCCUGAUCAGAGAUAUCUGUACAAGGAUGUAAUGCUGGAGAACUAUAGAAAUCUGGUCUCAGUUGGACAUCAGGUUUAUAAGCCAAAUCUGAUAUCUCAGUUGGAGCAAGGAGAAGAGCCUUGGAUUAUAGAUAGAGAAAUCCCAAGAGGUGCAUUCCCAGAUUGGGAGAUCAGACCAGAAACCAAGAAGUCAGCUGCAGAGCAAGACAUUUCUGAAGAGAAAUCAUCCCAGAAGGUAACAGUGGAAAGAUUCCCAAGGAAUAGUAUAUGGCACUCUAAGCCAAGUGAAACCAGGAGAUUUGAAGACCAGCUUGGGGCCCCACAAGAAAUACAUGAGAGAUACCUAAAACAAACAAGAGUUGCCCAGAAUAAAAUCCUACCUGAGAAGAAAGCCCCUGAAAGUAAUCAGUUUAAUCUGGACUCAGUCCUUAUCAUGGAACAGAGUGUUCCCACUGGAGAGAGAUACCAUGAAUAUGAUAUAUAUGGAAAAACUUUUGAAUGUGAUUCAGACCUAAUUAGCCAACAGAAAAUCUGUGUACCGAAGUCUUAUGAAUGUACUGAAUGUAGGAAAAUUUUCAGUAAAGGUGCACUCCUUACACAACAUUGGAGAGUCCAUACUGGGGAGAAACCCUAUAAAUGUAAUGACUGUGAAAAAGCUUUCAGUAAGGCUACUCUCCUUAUACAACAUCAGAGAAUCCAUACUGGAGAGAAACCUUAUAAAUGUAACGAAUGUGGAAAAGCUUUCAGCCAAAGUAUAUGUCUUACUCGACAUAAAAGAAUUCACACUGGGGAAAAACCAUAUGAAUGCAAUGAAUGUGGGAGAGCCUUUAGACUGCGUGGACACCUUACUCAACACCAGAGAAUUCAUACUGGAGAGAAACCUUAUAAAUGUAGUGAAUGUGAGAAAACUUUUAGUCAGAGUACAGACCGUACUCAACACGAAAGAAUUCAUACUGGAGAGAAGCCCUAUAAAUGUAUUGAAUGUGGAAAAGCCUUUAGAUGUAGUACACAUCUAACUCAGCAUCAGAGAAUUCAUACUGGAGAGAAACCAUAUGAAUGUAGUGAAUGCAGAAAAGCAUUUUGUGAUAGGUCAUCCCUUAAUAAACAUCAGAGGAUUCAUACUGGAGAGAAGCCGUAUGAAUGUAGUGAAUGUGGGAAAGCCUUCAUUAGAAGUUCAGACCUUACCCAACAUUAUAGAACUCAUACUGGUGAGAAACCUUAUGAAUGUAAUGAAUGUGGAAAAGUCUUCAGCCUGCAUGUACAUCUUACUCGACAUCAAAGAAUCCAUACAGGAGAGAAACCUUACAAAUGUAUUCAAUGUGGGAAUGCUUUCAGGCACAGUUCAGCCCUGGUCAGACAUCUGAGACUUCAUAGUGGAGAAUAGUCCUAGGAAUUUAGUAAAUAAAAAAGUUUCUUUUGGACUUAACCCAUAUUCAAAUACCCUAUGGUCAUAAUAUAGCACCAGCCAUGAUUUUGUUUGGUGUACUUAAAUGAGAAACAUGCUGCUGCUUCCCCAUCUCUUUCCCUACUGUAUAUCUUUCUCCCAUAGUAUAUUCCCCAAUUUUUACAAGGGGUUCUCCAUCCAAUAGCAGUUCCUCUUAAAACCACUUUGCUUAAUGAUUCAUUUAACAGUAAUUUGACUAAGUUUAUAAGCAUUUUACAUUACUAGGUGGUUAUAUUUUUUACCUAAUUUUUUGUUUUGGGACUCCUAAAUAUUUUUGCAUUGUUUUUUGGUGAUGAAACACCAAAAGUAAUAUGUGAGUCUUAAUAGGGUUAAAGAAGUCGAUCAUUAGACGUAUUGACUUUAAGUGAAUUGGCUUGCUUUCCUUAGCACUAGAAUUACAUUGGUGUGAGUUAUGAGUGGACUUAUUUCCAAGUUUUCUUUAAAGAAGAAAUCAAUUGCAGUAUGCUGAAGCAUGGAAAGUUGGUUAUGUAUGUUAGUAAAAGGAGUACUACCCACAGUGGUAAAAUCACAGAGCUGGAAGGGACUUCAAAGAUCACCUCUUCCAACCAGUUUUACAGAUAAGGUAACAGGCCCAGGAAGGGUGACUUCCCAAGGUCAUACAGCUAAGGAGCAUUAGAUGAGGUAUCUGAACCUAAACCUCCUAACUAGUAUCAGUGCUUUUAAGAAAAUAGCCUUUGGGGGCAGCUAGCUGGCAUAGUGGAUAGAGCACCAGUCCUGGAGUCAGGAGGACCUGAGUUCAAAUUUGGCCUCAGAUACCUACUGUGUGACCCUGCGCAAGUCACUUAACCCCAAUUGCUUUGUUCUUCCCCGUUCCCCCCACCCCCCAAAAAAACCCACAAUCUUUGAGAGCAAAAGAAAUGAAUACAUAAAGGCAGCACUCACGGUUGUGGCAGGUUACAUUAGUGGGAAGAAAUGUUUUGAAUUUAACAUGAAUCACAUCAGCUUUUCACGUAGGAAUAGGUGUCAUAUUCCUGUCAACAUCCUAAUCAAUUUUUUAUUGAGAUGAGAACAAAUACUAUAUGUCAUUAAGUUUUAUUGGUAUAACUAAAUGAUACCAAAGUAUAUAAUUUGACUCAACAGGGCAACUCAAUAACACAGCUAAAAUUAUAUUUGAUGAUAAAAGAAUAUAUUCCAUCAAAUUCAUAUCUGGCCUCCUGACUUACUUGGAAUUGUAGCAAAUAAGAUGAUGAGGGAAAACCUCCAUUUGCAGAAUUCAGAUUUCCUUUGACAAGAUUUUUAUAGGCACUUAUGGUAAAAAAAAAUAAUAAUAAAGCAUUUGAGAGCUAUAGGGCCACUAAAUGGCUUUCCGAGAGACUGACUGAGAUAUCUGAUACAUUUAUCUUCUUACUGUGAAUUAUCCCAUAGAGGACACCAUAGGAAUUAAAAGAUCACUGCGUUGAGCUUCCUGCUGUAUGAUAAUGCAGUGUCUUUGCUGUUUUGGAUCUACCAUUUUAUCAUCACUAACAGCUUUACCUUGUACCUUAAUGUCAGGUGGGAGCACAACUGUCUUUCAAGUCAAUGAACCAACCCUUGCUGGAACUGAAUUUUUCAUUCUUUUGUCUCUUAGCAUGUUAUCGAUUCAUUUAAAAAAGAAAACCCUCAAAGCUUUGACAUUGUAUUGGAAUACAAAGGCUAUCAUCAUGAUUCUGAAUCAACAAAAUGAAAAAAAAAAACUAGCAUAGGGCAUUGGGCAAAGCAAGAUUUGGAGUUCAAAUCCUUGAUCUACUUCUCACUACCUGGGUGAUCUUGAACAAGUCACAUUAUGUGUCUAAGCCUUGACUUUCUCAUUCCUAAAGGAAUUAGACUAAAUGAUCUCUGAGGCCCCUUUCAGGUCUAAUCUAUGAUCCUUUUACCUCCCCACGUGAAUAUGUCUUCCUCAGUUUCCAUAAUCUAAUCCAUAAUCGUGCAUGUUGUCUUGGAAUAGUGGAUCGCAAUUAGAACCUCUGUUUUUCCUUGUUUCCAGGAAUUUGGGGGGAUUCCAUAUGAGGUAUGGUAAGACACUACUCAGUUACUUGGGGAGAGAAGUAUAUGUUGGUAUAAUUGCUAUAUGUUCUGUUUAUUUGUGUUUGUAUUUAUAUUUGAAUCUGUAACUGUAUAAAAUUUUAUUUUUCCUGAUUAUU